GGUUAUUGGACUCCCCUCAGGUCUUCAGCAGCUCAACGCCAAACAGCACCUGACUCCGUUUCCAGGGCCCACAUGAAAGGGCAGCCACUGAUCACAACAUGGAUAAUACAACAGAAAUACUCAGGGAGUGGUUGAAAAAUGUCCAGAGACUCUAUCACUACGUGGAGUGGAGGCCUAUGGAUGAACCAGAGUCUUAUCCUGAUGAAAUUGGACCAAAGCAUUGGCCAAGCUCCCGGUUUGCCCAUGUGAUGAAAUUACGACAGGCAGCCCUUCGAACUGCGAGGGAAAAAUGGUCAGACUACAUUCUGUUUAUAGAUGUCGACAAUUUCCUGACUAAUCCACAGACCCUCAAUCUAAUGAUUGCAGAAAACAAAACCAUUGUGGCCCCCAUGCUGGAGUCUCGGGGCCUGUACUCUAAUUUCUGGUGCGGAAUCACACCUCAGGGCUUCUAUAAGCGGACCCCAGACUACCUUCAGAUUAGAGAAUGGAAGAGGAUGGGCUGCUUCCCCGUCCCCAUGGUCCACUCCACCAUUCUGAUUGACCUCAGGAAGGAAGCCUCUGACAAACUAGCGUUCUACCCCCCACACCAGGACUACACCUGGACCUUUGAUGACAUCAUCGUCUUUGCCUUCUCCAGCAGGCUAGCAGGCAUCCAGAUGUACCUCUGCAACAGAGAGCACUAUGGUUACCUGCCCAUCCCCCUGAAGCCCCACCAGACGCUGCAGGAGGACAUUGAGAACCUCAUCCAUGUGCAAAUAGAAGCAAUGAUUGACCGUCCUCCAAUGGAGCCCUCCCAGUUUGUCUCAGUUGUCCCUAAAUAUCCAGACAAGAUGGGAUUUGAUGAGAUUUUCAUGAUAAACCUCAAACGUAGGAAGGACAGGCGAGACCGAAUGCUACGCACACUGUACGAACAGGAGAUUGAGGUCAAGAUUGUCGAGGCUGUGGAUGGAAAGACACUCAACACAAGCCAACUGAAGGCCCUGAAUAUUGAAAUGCUGCCUGGUUAUCGAGACCCCUAUUCCUCCAGACCUCUAACCAGGGGUGAAAUCGGCUGCUUUCUCAGCCACUACUCAGUCUGGAAAGAGGUAAUUGACCGAGAACUAGAGAAGACUCUUGUUAUUGAGGAUGAUGUACGUUUUGAGCAUCAGUUUAAGAAGAAGCUGAUGAAGCUGAUGGAUGACAUUGAACAGGCUCAGCUGGACUGGGAACUGAUUUAUAUUGGUAGGAAGAGGAUGCAAGUAAAAGAGCCGGAGAAAGCAGUGCCCAAUGUGGUGAAUCUGGUCGAAGCUGACUAUUCCUACUGGACCCUGGGCUACGUCAUCUCUCUGGAAGGAGCACAGAAGCUGGUUGGAGCCGAUCCUUUUGGGAAGAUGCUGCCAGUGGAUGAGUUCCUGCCAAUCAUGUACAACAAGCAUCCUGUAACCGAGUACAAGGAGUACUAUGAGUCCAGGGAUUUGAAAGCCUUCUCCGCGGAACCCCUGCUGAUCUACCCCACACACUACACAGGCCAGCCGGGGUACCUGAGUGACACGGAGACCUCCACCAUCUGGGACAAUGAGACAGUAGCCACCGACUGGGACAGGACACAUUCUUGGAAGUCCCGGAAGCAAGGUCGCAUCCACAGCAAUGCCAAGAACACAGAGGCACUGCCAUCGCCAACCUCGUUGGACGCUGGGCCUUCAAGAGAUGAGCUGUGAGGGUUCCGUGGGUGUGCAGCCCAUGCUGGUUCACCUACAUUUGGUUUUUUGAAAGGACUCUUCAUCGGUUUGCUCCA
Molecule: messenger RNA, 1774 nt
Organism: Carlito syrichta (Philippine tarsier)
Lineage: Eukaryota; Metazoa; Chordata; Mammalia; Primates; Tarsiidae
Gene: COLGALT2
Product: collagen beta(1-O)galactosyltransferase 2
Exons: 12
Coding region: 99-1697 (532 amino acids)
Molecular function (GO): procollagen galactosyltransferase activity
Source: RefSeq, a predicted model, not a curated record